CGUCUGCGCCGAGGUGAGUGCCGUGCCGUGUGUGGAACCGUCGCGCCGAGCUCGUGGUUCUCGCUCCUUUCACACGCUCAACGUCGCUGUCAUCUCGCUGUCAUGGAUCCCGCAUUCGAAGGAGCUGGUUCUGAAGAAGGCACGCAGAUCUGGAGGAUUGAGAACUUUGAGGUUGUACCAUACCCAAAGGAGAAGUAUGGACAGUUCUACCAAGGAGAUGCAUACAUUGUCCUCCAUACCAUUGAUGUCAAAGGGACUAAGAAGUGGGACCUGCAUUUCUGGCUUGGAUCCCAAUGUUCUCAGGAUGAGGCAGGAGCAGCUGCCAUCAAGACGGUAGAGCUUGAUGACCAACUCGGAGGCGUUCCAGUCCAACACCGAGAGGUGGAAGGGCACGAGUCUUCCCUAUUCCUCGCCUGGUUCAAGAAGGGUGUGAGAUACCUGAAAGGAGGUGUUGCAUCAGGGUUCCAUCAUGUUGACCCCGAUGAGCCUUACCCAGCCCGCCUCUUCCACGUUAAGGGCCGUAGAAAUAUUCGCAUCAGACAGGUUGAAGUUGGUGUUGGAUCCAUGAACAAGGGUGACUGCUUCAUCCUGGACUGCCGCUCUGAGGUGUACGUGUACAUGGGCUCGGCAAGCAGGAGGAUGGAGAGAAUGAAGGCCAUCAUGGCUGGCAAUGCCAUUAGGGACGAUGACCAUGCUGGCAAGUCAAAGGUCAUUGUUAUCGAUGAAAGUGCAUCAUCAAGUGAGAUUGAAGCAUUCUUCGAGGCUCUUGGUGGUGGCUCCCCAGAUGACAUUGCUGAUGAGGAUGCUGCAAUGGAGGAUGCUGCUUUCGAACGCUCAGAGAAUAAUGUGAUAACACUGCACCAUGUGUUUGAAGAUGAUAACAACAUCAUCCAGACCAAUCUCAUUGGAGAAAAGCCCCUUCUUCAGAGCAUGUUGGACUCUGGGGAAAACCAGCAGGACUGCUUCAUUCUGGAUACAGGCGUCAGUGUCUAUGUCUGGAUUGGCAGCGGAUCCAGCAAGAAGGAGAAGGUCAAGAGCAUGGAGAUGGCUGCUGGAUAUAUGGAACAGAAGGGCUAUCCAAAGUGGAUGAGUGUGCAGCGUGUUGUUGAGAAGGCUGAGCCUGCAGUUUUCAAGUCCUACUUCAAGAUGUGGAAGGAGCCAGAGGAAACCGUUGGUCUUGGCCGCGUCUUCACCCAGCGACAGAUCUCAACUGUUUCUGUACCUGAAGUUGACUUUGAUGUCAGCAGCCUUCACUCUGAGAAACGUCGCUUGCUGAGGAAGAACGCUGGCCCAGCCUUUGGCUUUAUGCCAGAUGACGGUUCAGGCAAGAUUGAGAUUUGGCGAGUGGAGGACUUUGAGCUGCAGCCGGUUGAUGAGGGAACUCAUGGCUUCUUCUUUGGUGGCGAUUCCUAUGUCAUCAAAUAUACAUAUGAAAUUAAUGGACAAGAAAAAUACAUCAUCUAUUUCUGGCAGGGCAUUGCUAGCAGCCAGGACGAGAAGGCUUCCUCAGCAAUCCAUGCUGUCCGACUUGACAAUGAACUUAAUGGAAAGGCUGUCCAAGUGCGUGUUGUUCAAGGCUAUGAACCUGCUCACUUCCUUAGGAUGUUCAAGGGUAAGUUACAGUUAUAAAAUACUUUUUAUUAA
This is a messenger RNA of Penaeus indicus, 1644 nucleotides long. Its product is annotated as gelsolin, cytoplasmic-like. NCBI's taxonomy places the organism in Eukaryota, Metazoa, Arthropoda, Malacostraca, Decapoda, Penaeidae. The record is from RefSeq and is a predicted model, not a curated record. Gene Ontology annotation, biological process: actin polymerization or depolymerization; actin filament severing; barbed-end actin filament capping. The transcript is spliced from 14 exons. Gene Ontology annotation, cellular component: actin cytoskeleton; cytoplasm. The coding region runs from base 103 to 1629 and encodes 508 amino acids. Gene Ontology annotation, molecular function: phosphatidylinositol-4,5-bisphosphate binding; actin filament binding.